Megachile rotundata (alfalfa leafcutting bee) is the source of this 999-nucleotide messenger RNA. Its product is annotated as ras-related and estrogen-regulated growth inhibitor. The record is from RefSeq and is a predicted model, not a curated record. Gene Ontology annotation, molecular function: GTP binding; GTPase activity. NCBI's taxonomy places the organism in Eukaryota, Metazoa, Arthropoda, Insecta, Hymenoptera, Megachilidae.
AUGGGGAGAGACAGUCGCUCGGAGACCAAGAAGCGAGUUGGAUCACGCAACGGAACCACGGCUAUUGUCAGGAAACACGUGAUCUCACGCGCGUCGGAUCGAUCGUUGACACUCGUGGAUUCCCGAUAUCGAUACUCUACCGAUUCGAUUCCCUGCGGAGCCGUUAACGGGUUAAAACGUUGUCCGCCGCGAAAUCGACUAACUUACACGAGAGGCUGUUAUGUUCGCCGGUCGUACGAGCUGAUAGAAAGUGUUUCGAGGAAUGCCGAGGGAGUGAUACAACGGUUGUGUUCUGACCGACUGUGACAAAUGCGUGGAGCAUGACGUCAAAUGCGAUCAGGGGUAUCCGAAGAAAGAAGAGUUCGCUAUGCGAGGUAAAAGUGGCUGUGAUCGGGGCGCCAGGAGUCGGGAAAAGCGCAUUGACAGUGAGAUUUCUGACGAAGAGAUACAUCGGGGAAUAUGAUCACCAGUCAGAGAACAGAUACAAACACGAGGUGCUGGUCGACGGUGAACCUAUACUCUUUGAAAUUCUGGACACUUGCCCUAAGAGCGAAGAUGAGUUGCCAUCCACCGAAACUUUGCAAUGGGCAGACGGCUUGCUUUUAGUCUAUUCGAUAACGGACAGAGCAUCCUUUAAUUUCGUUAGAAAAGCAAAGGAAACGCUGGCGGUGGCUGAUCCCGAGGCUACGAUGCCUCUCGCUUUAGUUGGAAACAAAGCUGAUAUGGUUCAUUUGAGGCAAGUUAGCACCGAGGAAGGAGAAAUACUGGCGAAAGACUUCGAAUGCUGGUUCAGUGAAGUAUCCGCCGCGGAACAGGUUACUCAAGUUGCCGAAUCGUUUCAUGAACUGUGUCGGGAAGUUCUGGCUGCCAGAAGGAGGAACAAGCAAUCGUUGUUGGAUAGAAUGCUGGGAAGCAAAGCGACACGUGCUUAUUCGCGAGGGAAAAGCGAUUCGGCGCUUCCGAAGGAUUAAUUCGCGAGGAACAUAUUUUCUAUCCAUA